CCAGCCUUAUGAGGCGUGUGUCAAACACAGUCAUCUACUACUACUUUCUUCCACUCUUUGCCUACUUAGUUAUUUACAAGUCACUAUUUUCUGUCAAACAAAAAAACCAUGGCUUCAAACCAAGCAAAUACUCAACAAGAAUCCAAGUUUACUCUCCCUAUGAAUGACUUGGAGCAACAAGUAAUCCUAGAACAGGAAGUAGCUGAGAAGGAUUUCGACUAUUCGAAACGAUCCCAAUGGCUCAGAGCAGCUGUUCUUGGAGCCAAUGAUGGAUUAGUAUCCACAGCAUCAUUGAUGAUGGGGAUUGGAGCUGUGAAAAAAGACAUUAAGGUCAUGAUCUUGACCGGAUUCGCCGGUCUAGUGGCCGGAGCUUGUUCUAUGGCCAUCGGAGAAUUUGUCUCCGUUUAUUCUCAACUUGACAUAGAAGUGGCUCAAAUGAAAAGGGAAAAGAGAAGAAACGCUAACAGAGAAAAAGAAGAAGCUGAUGAUGAGAAAGAGAGCUUGCCAAAUCCAGCACAAGCAGCAGCAGCAUCAGCACUUGCAUUCUCAGUAGGUGCAAUGGUGCCAUUAUUAGCAGCAUCAUUUAUUAGGGAUUACAAAGUGAGAAUUGGAGUUGUUGUUGCAGCUGUGACCUUAGCUUUAAUGGUGUUUGGAUGGUUAGGAGCUGCUUUAGGGAAGGCACCAGUAGUCAAGUCCUCAGCUAGGGUUUUGUUUGGAGGUUGGUUGGCUAUGGCCAUAACUUUUGGCUUAACAAAAUUGAUUGGUUCUAGUGGCCUCUAAACUCUAUAUUACAAUUUGUGGCAUAAUGCUUUAAUUUCUCAAAAGCCACUCUUAUCUAUUUUUACUUUAUUUUCUUCUUCGUGCUAUAAAUUUUGUUAUAGCUAGGUUAUAUAUAGUGGUCUAUGUAAUCCAAAUAUUUGUAUCACCCUCAUGCUCCGAUUAACCGUAUGCAUGCAUUAUAUCAUUGUAUCAUAAUAAGAUUCCAACCCUUCUAUUAAGAUCUUUGUUUCGUUC
Nicotiana attenuata is the source of this 1014-nucleotide messenger RNA. RefSeq names its product vacuolar iron transporter homolog 2-like. Bases 109 to 780 code for a protein of 223 amino acids. The transcript has a single exon. Gene Ontology annotation, molecular function: manganese ion transmembrane transporter activity; iron ion transmembrane transporter activity. NCBI's taxonomy places the organism in Eukaryota, Viridiplantae, Streptophyta, Magnoliopsida, Solanales, Solanaceae. Gene Ontology annotation, biological process: intracellular manganese ion homeostasis. The record is from RefSeq and is a predicted model, not a curated record. Gene Ontology annotation, cellular component: membrane.